Messenger RNA from Drosophila bipectinata, 1833 nucleotides. The record is from RefSeq and is a predicted model, not a curated record. NCBI's taxonomy places the organism in Eukaryota, Metazoa, Arthropoda, Insecta, Diptera, Drosophilidae.
AUGGAAGCUACUACCACAAAACCCAGCAUUAAUAACAAUGUGGAUCUCAACAUGGAAGAAGAUGGAGUCAACUCUAAUGGAAAUGUGGAUGCACUAUCAGUGUCCAUUGCCAGCUCUCCUAGUUCCUUUGAAAAAAGUGUUACUACAUCACCUAGGCUUUCCUGGUUCUCUUCUGGCUCUAACCCGGCUCCAAGUGACUACACAGCUAUUAAUAAUCUGGCCUCUUUGAAUCAGGAAAACUUCACUGAAAUGGAGACUUCAGAUGCUGACCACAUGGAAUGCAACACUGAUCCGCUAUCCACAUCUACUCCAAAAAUCUCUCGGGAGCUCUCCCUGCUUAUUGGUAAACCAGGACCAAUGUUUGUGAAAGACUUCGCUAUUAUUGCCAGACCAUUGUCCUUUAAGAUGGGCGAGGAAGAGUUAGCAUCUUUUAAGCAAUUAAAAGUAUCCCUGACAAGUUCGCCUGUACUAAAGUUAUUUGAUCAAAAGAGUGCAACAGAAAUCCAUUGUGAUGCAAGCAUGUGCGGAUAUGGAGCAGCCCUUCCUCAAAAGGAUUCAGCUGAUCAAGAAUUCCACCCGGUAGAGUACAUGAGCCGCAAGACAACAGAUGCCGAGGAGAAAUAUCCUUCUUAUGAGCUAGAAGUACUCGCUAUAGUACAAGCUCUAAAGAAGUGGAGAAUCUACUUGCUGGGGAGAAAGAUUAAGAUCGUCACUGACUGCAAUGCGUUUGCUAUGACCAUGCGGAAGAAUGACGUCCCAGUAAAAGUAUCUCGUUGGGCCAUGUUUUUACAAGACUUUGAGUACAUAAUAGAGCAUCGUCCAGGCACAAGGAUGAAACAUGUCGACGCCUUAAGCCGAGUACAUACCUUGUUGCUUCAAGAUUCAGUCAGACAUCGAAUUCAACAAGCUCAACGUCAGGAUGAAUGGAUAAAAGCCAUUUGUAAGGUCCUAGAAACAAGAACCUAUGAUGACUUCUAUCUGAAGCACGAAGUUCUCCACAAGGAUUCUAUAAAAGAGCUCAUAGUGAUCCCAUCAGUCAUGGAGAACGAAAUAAUCAACACAGCUCACCGACAAGGACACUUUGGUGUAAAAAAGACUAUUGACUUGGUGCAGCGCGAUUAUUACAUCCCAGAUUUAAAGAAGAAAGUUCAAACUAUAGUGAAGUCCUGUAGUACUGGCGCUGACGAAGUAGUCGAUAGAAUGGAAAGGCAGGCUGAAGUUUUCGGUAGCCCAAGUCGUAUAAUCACGGAUCGUGGAACGGCAUUCACAGCCAAUGUUUUUCAGGAAUACUGUAAGGAUCACAACGUUCAGCAUUUGUUGGUAGCCACAGGAGUGCCACGUGGCAACGGUCAAGUAGAGCGUAUCAAUAGGAUUGUCAUCACUAUAUUGACAAAACUUUGUGCAGAAUACCCGAAAGUUUGGUAUAAGGAUGUAGGCAGGGUUCAACAGUUUAUUAAUUCCUCCCCACCUAGAAGUACCAAGAUAGCUCCAUUCAAGAUUCUUACCUGGAUGAACAUGAAGACCAAGUACGAUAAAGAGUUAGAAAAGCUGUUAGAGGAAGAUUUCCUAAAUGAGUUACAGGAAGAGAAGGAGAUGAUUCGAAAGGAAGGUAAGGAGAACAUCGCAAAGAUUCAGGACGAGAAUCGCAAGUCAUUCAACAAAUCAAGAAAGCCAGAGUCUGAGUACAAACUCGGAGAUUUAGUAGCUAUUAAAAGAACGCAGUUUGGUGCAGGGUUGAAGUUGAAGAAGAAGUACUUAGGGCCGUACACCGUGACCCGUAAGUUGAGACAUGGUCGAUACCAAAUAAAACAAACACUGUCGCCGAAUAUAUGA